This is a messenger RNA of Chinchilla lanigera (long-tailed chinchilla), 2159 nucleotides long. RefSeq names its product ankyrin repeat domain 13 family, member D (gene Ankrd13d). The record is from RefSeq and is a predicted model, not a curated record. Bases 143 to 2008 code for a protein of 621 amino acids. The transcript has 16 exons. Gene Ontology annotation, cellular component: cytoplasm. Gene Ontology annotation, molecular function: protein binding. NCBI's taxonomy places the organism in Eukaryota, Metazoa, Chordata, Mammalia, Rodentia, Chinchillidae.
CUGCGGUGGGCGCAGUUUGGGCGCGGCUCGGAGCAGAGGCGAGAGGUCCGCGCCGCGCGCGCUGAGGCUGAAGCCAAGAGGGGCUGGGCCGCCCUCGCCGCGCCCGCCCUCCCUCCCCCGGGAUGCGGCGCUGAGGCCCAGCAUGGCCGGCCAGGGCCCCACCUUCCCGCUACACCGGCUGGUCUGGGCGAACCGGCACCGUGAACUGGAGGCCGCGCUGCACAGUCGCCAGCACGACAUUGAACAGGAAGACCCCCGAGGGCGGACUCCCCUGGAGCUGGCUGUGUCCCUAGGAAACCUGGAGUCUGUGAGAGUCCUCCUUCGGCACAAUGCCAAUGUGGGCAAGGAGAGCCGCCAGGGCUGGGCAGUCCUGCAGGAGGCAGUCAGCACUGGAGACCCUGAGAUGGUGCAGCUGGUGCUCCAGUACCGGGACUUCCAGAGGGCCACACAGAGGCUGGCUGGCAUUCCAGAACUGCUCAACAAACUCCGCCAGGCUCCUGAUUUCUACGUGGAGAUGAAGUGGGAGUUCACCAGCUGGGUGCCCCUUGUGUCCAAGAUGUGUCCAAGCGACGUAUACCGUGUGUGGAAGCGGGGUGAGAGCCUGCGAGUGGACACCAGUCUCUUGGGCUUUGAGCACAUGACCUGGCAGCGUGGCCGCAGGAGCUUCAUCUUCAAGGGCCAGGCAGAGGCUGGAGCCCUGGUGAUGGAAGUGGACCAUGACCGGCAGGUGGUGCACACGGAGACACUAGGGCUUGCUCUACAUGAGCCUGAAGCACUGCUGGCCGCCAUGCGGCCCAGCGAGGAACAUGUGGCCAGCCGCCUCACCUCCCCUAUCGUCUCCACCCACCUCGACACUCGAAAUGUGGCUUUUGAGAGUGCUGGGAAUGGAACCCAGGGCUGCACACAUGCUAGGAACAAAUGCGGUAUCUGGGGAUGGCGGUCUGAGAAGAUGGAGACUGUCAGCGGCUACGAGGCCAAGGCAGGAGAGGUAUACAGUGCCACCAACGUGGAGCUGGUGACACGCACUCGCACAGAGCACCUCUCUGAUCAGGACAAGUCAAGGAGCAAAGGGGGGAAGACUCCGUUCCAGUCCUUCCUGGGGAUGGCCCAGCAGCACUCCUCCCACAGUGGGGCUCCUGUGCAGCAGGCAGCCAGUGCCACCAACCCCACAGCCAUUUCCCCUGACGAAUACUUCGACCCCAGCUUCAGCCUGGAGUCCAGAAACAUUGGCCGCCCCAUCGAGAUGUCCAGCAAAGUACAGAGGUUCAAGGCUACACUGUGGUUGAGCGAGGAGCACCCACUCUCCCUGGGUGACCAAGUAACGCCCAUCAUUGACCUGAUGGCCAUCAGCAAUGCCCACUUCGCCAAGCUACGUGACUUCAUCACCCUGCGCCUCCCCCCUGGCUUCCCUGUCAAGAUUGAAAUUCCCCUUUUCCAUGUGCUCAAUGCCCGAAUCACCUUCAGCAACUUGUGUGGCUGUGAUGAGCCCCUGAGCUCAGUGUGGGUGCCAGCCCCCAGCUCUGCCCUCACCACUUCAGGGAGCCCCUUCCCAUGCGAGGUGGACCCCACUGUGUUCGAGGUCCCUGAGGGGUACAGCGUGCUGGGUGCUGAGCGCAGCGAGCCCCUUCGAGACGAGGACGAUGACCUGCUGCAGUUUGCCAUCCAGCAGAGCCUGCUUGAGGCGGGCACGGAAGCAGAGCAGGUGACCAUCUGGGAAGCCCUGACCCACUCUCGGCCUGGCGCCCACUCUCCUCCCCAAGCCACUGUUUACGAGGAGCAGCUUCAGCUGGAGCGGGCCCUCCAGGAAAGCCUGCGGCUGUCCACAGAGUCCAGGGACCCUGGGUCUCCUGAGAGGACACCCCUAUCCUUGGCUCCCCCAAGCUUUGAGGAACAGCUUCGCCUGGCCCUUGAGUUGUCCUCUCGGGAGCAGGAGGAGCGGGAGCGGCGGGGGCAGCAGGAGGAGGAGGACCUACAGCGGAUCCUGCAGCUGUCACUCACGGAGCACUGAGCCACCUGGACCUGGGAGGGUCAAGGCCACUCCCUCCGCCUGCUUUUAUAAUUUAUUUAUUUAUAAACUGUCUGCUGCUGGGCUUGGGGCCUGGAGCCCAGAGAUGGCUGGCAGAGGCACUGAGAUGGAAAUAAAGAGACCGUUAGCAGCA